AUGGAUAUGAACAUAACGUCUUCUUUAUCAAGUUCAUAUCAACAUGAUGUGGCUUCUUAUGUAGCCGGCUCGAUCUCUAUUGCUUGUUGGAUUGUGGUUCUAGUCCCACAGCUCUACACAAAUUACAGACUAAAAUCCGGCGAAUCGCUUUCAACGACAUUUCUUUUAAUUUGGUUUGCAGCAGACGCAUUAAACUUGGCUGGCGCCAUCAUACAAAAUUUAUUGCUCACAAUGAUCGUCCUUGCUUUUUACUAUAAUCUUACCGACGUCAUCUUACUAUGUCAAGUGUAUUAUUACCGAUUCGGACGACGACCCUCAAAAGAAGAUGAAGAACUAGUUUAUGCAACCGAAGAAACGCCACUAGUUCCACAGCAUCAUCAUCGACCUGCAUCAAUGAUCGGACAUGAAUCAUCUUACAACGCCACUAACGUCAGCAUCGAUGACGAAAAUUACUAUCAUCAAAAUAAUAUACUAAUCGAAUUAUUUGCCUCAUUACUCUGUGUUGUGGUCACGGGUUUAGUCUCAUAUUAUCAUUACUCGGCUGUUGAAGAGAAUAUCAUCGGAGAUAAUUCGAUUAUGAACAGAUUUGCUGUGCUAAAUCCAUCAAAAGAAACGUCGCCUUCUCCGAGUAUGAUUUUGCUGGGACAGAGUCUUGGGUGGGGCAGUGCAGUUCUUUAUCUUGGUUCCCGAAUUCCUCAAAUUGUAAUGAACGGUAAAAACCGGUCCUGCGAGGGUUUAUCACUUACAAUGUUCUUUUUUAGCGUUUUAGGGAAUCUUACGUACUGCUUGUCAAUAUUAUUUCACUCGGUAAAACGCGAAUUCAUAUUAAAUCAUCUUCCAUGGCUAAUUGGUAGUGGGGGAACUUUACUUUUUGAUUUCAUGAUUUUUGUUCAAUUCUAUCUCUAUCGAAACAGUCAACCACAACGACGAAACCGACGUUCAUCAAUAACAUCAACAUCUUCGCCGACAUCAAUGGGAAAAGCUGUUGAUAUUAAACAAAAAUCAGAGCCCAUAUCAUCGACAUCAUCUCCACCGCCAUCAUACUCGGAGAUAGUCUAA
Messenger RNA from Ambispora leptoticha, 1059 nucleotides. The record is from the annotation of a GenBank genome assembly. Lineage: Eukaryota; Fungi; Glomeromycota; Glomeromycetes; Archaeosporales; Ambisporaceae.